GUAGAAAUGGCGCUGGUGGCGUUAGCAUAGUUAGCUGAAGAAGCCAGGAGAGGAGGAUUGGUGGAAGAGGCGGAAGCGAGAGAGAAGGGAAGAAACGAGGCGGUGUAUCCCGGUGGAGGCGUGGCAUCCUGCAGGCCACGCCCACUCUGCCCCUCCCACCACAGACGUCCAGCAAAUAUUUUCUGUACAAUCGAGAGGUUUUUCUUUUGCAAAGAGAAGCAAUCAUUCAGAACCGGAAGAAGCAAAACUGCCCUGAUGGACGAACAGAAGGAUCCAAAAGGUCCAAAUAUCAAGCAGGAACCGGAGGAGCUGCUGGAUCAACAUGCUGACGAUCUGCAGAUUAAAGAGGAAGUGGACGAAUUCUGCACCAGCCAGGACGAAGUCGAGCUGGUUCUGAAGGAGGAGACGGACCCUCUGGGGGUGAAUACUGCUGACCCGUAUUCAUCCAGCAGGGAACCAGAACCGGUCAGGGACCGACUGCAGAACACACGACUGGCUGAAAACCAGCAACAGGAAGAGAAGAGGAAAAAUUCAGGCCUCUGUAAACAUCCACGAACGAGGUCGAAUAAGAGCCGUCAGAAAUCCAGAGUUCAAAGUGACGAUGCACACGGGUCCAAACUCAGGAGGCGGAGCAGAACUCUGAGCCAAACAGAAAAAAGUUUCUUUUCCUGUAAAGUGUGUGGCAAGAGUUUCUCCCAGAGUAGCCAUCUGAACAACCACAUGAGGUCACACACAAGUAAGAAACAACAUGCCUGUGAGGUCUGCGGUAAGUUUCUAAAUGACAAAGGUAGCUUAACAGUUCACAUGAGAACCCACACAGGUGAGAAGCCUUUCACAUGUCCCACCUGUGGGAAAAGUUUUGGUGCAAGGAGCAGCUUCAUUGCUCAUGUAAGAACUCACACAGGUGAGAAGCCGUUUCCCUGUCCGAGCUGUGAGAAAAGUUUCAUUGUAAAAAGUCAUCUAAUCACGCACAUGAGAAUUCACACAGGUGAGAAACCUUUUCAGUGUCUCACCUGUGGAAAACGGUUUGGUGCUAAAAGCAAUUUAAACACUCACAUGCGAACACACACAGGUGAGAAGCCAUUUGCAUGUGUGAGCUGUGGGAAAAGUUUCAGUGUAAGGAGUCACCUGAUCACUCACCUGAGAACACACACUGGUGAGAAGCCAUACUCCUGUCCAUAUUGUGGCAGAAGCUUCAGUUUACGGAGUCAUUUAAAUGUUCACAUGAGCACACAUACAGGGGAGAAACCUUUUCCAUGUGUGGCAUGUGGAAAAAGCUUCAGAGUGAGAAGCAGUUUAACAAUUCACAUGAGAACGCACACGGAUGAGAAGCUGCACAUCUGUGAUGUGUGCUGUAAAGGUUUCACUCAGAGCAGCCGUCUGGCUUCUCACAUGAGGAUCCACACAGGCGAGAGGCCGUUCGUAUGUCCCACAUGUGGAAAAAGUUUCAGUGCCAAAACAUAUCUGAAUACACACAUGAGGACUCACACAGAUGAGAAGUCCUAUCUGUGUGUGAUCUGUGGGAACAGCUUCAGUCGAAAAAGCAACUUGAACAGACACAUGAGGACGCACACGGGCGAGAAACCCUAUGAUUGUGAAAUUUGUGGGAAAUCCUUUGGAUGUAGCGGUAGCUUGACCGUCCAUAAGAGAUCUCACACAGGUGAGAAACCAUUCCCAUGUGUCACCUGUGGAAAAAGCUUUAGUGUAAGAAGUUACCUCGUAAUUCACAUGCGAACCCACACAGGUGAGAAGCCUUUCCCAUGCGUCACCUGUCAGAAGAGCUUCCUUUUACGGAGUCAUUUGACUCGUCACAUGAGAGUUCACACCGGCGAGAAGCCGUUCCCAUGUUCGACCUGUGGGAAAGGUUUCAGUGUGAGAUGUCACAUGAUGGCUCACAUGAGAACUCACAAACAGGAGAAAGGUCUUUCUGACACAUGGUCUGUGGGAAACGUCUCCAAGGAGUUGAGACUUCCGGUUAGCCUCCUGCUAGCAGCUGUGCUGUGUCCGGGUUCUGCUGCGGUUCUGUUGCGGUUCUGCGCAGCAACAAUGUGUUCCGUUGAGCCUCUGAGGGAGUUUAUCAGAGAGAGACUAACUGCUGCUGCUGAAGAAAUCUUCACCCAGCUGGAAAAAACCAUCGUCCGGUACGAGGAGGAGAUCGACCGGCAGCGGAGGCUGCUGGACCUCAGCUGGACCCGAACCGAGCAGAACCCCGCAGGUUUUCCACCUGAUCGUCUCUGUGAGGACGUCGUCCGUAACGACCAGGAGGAAGUCAGACCUCCACAGCAAGAGCUACAACUCCCCGAGAGUAAAAGGAAGAAGAAGAAGAAACCACUGCAGCAUCAAGAGGUCAAAGAGGAACAUGAAGAACUGUGUGUCAGUCAGGACGCCGAGCAGCUCGUCCUGAAGCAGGAAACGGAAACACUGAUGGUGACAGUCGAGUAUGAUGAAGCUGAACCAAGCAACGACCCACUCUUCCCUCAGAGAUCUCCCAAAGCCCAGACUCAGGAGUCAGGGACGAGCAGGUCUGAGGAGCUGGAAGCAAACUGUCUGUCUGAACCAAACACAAGUAGAACACCUGCCAAAUGUGACUUCUGUGAGAAAGAGUUCAGGUUUCAGUACGCCAUGAGGAGGCAUCGCAAAAUCCACACCGGAGAGAAGCCGUUCUCCUGCAAGACCUGUGGGAAGAGUUUCAUCCGAAAGUUUGCUCUGCUGACCCACAUGAGGGUCCACACUGGGGAGAAGCCAUACUCCUGCUCCGUCUGCGGGAAAUGUUUCCGCUGCAGCAGCGACCUGUCAAAGCACACUAGCAUCCACUCCAGUGAGAAACCGUACUCCUGUGAGACCUGCCGGAAGAGCUUCACCACCAAGCGCAGUCUGAUCCUCCACAGCAGGUGUCACUCAGAGGAGAAACCUUACUUCUGUCCCAUUUGUCACAAAGGCUUCAGGAGGAGCGACAACCUUUCAGUUCACAUGAGAACCCACAUGGAUGAGAAACUGUUCACAUGUGAGUUCUGUGGUAAAAGUUUCAACCAGAACGUCCAUCUGGUGAUCCACAGGAGGACCCAUACAGGAGAGAGCCCGUUCCCAUGCAGCAUGUGUGAGAAACGUUUUAAGAACCGCUCUGCGCUAAACAGUCAUCUCCGGCUGCACUCUCCAGACCCGCUGUAGGUAACCAGAACAGAACCAGUACAGAACCAGAACAGAACCAGGAGCUCUGGUGACACAAACAUUUUCAGAUUGUUUUAUUCCUUCUGGUUCCUUUGAGGGGUUUCCAUGGUUAUCAGAAGCUAACUUUUGAGUGAACGGAGCUGUAGGCUCGCCUAGAGGUCCAGUUGUAAAGUCUUGGUUCUGGUUCCAUCUGGACCAAUCAGGAGCUUCAGAUGACACAUCCUGAGUGACCUCAGAAUGACUCCGCCCACUGUCCCCCAGCUGAUGCUAAGCCUGCUGCCGUCUGCUUUACCAGAGUUACUGGGCCAGAACCCAGAGGUUCUGGUUCUGCUGGAAGGACUGAAGGAGUCGGUUGGAGGUGGAUGUUCUAGUCUCGGUUCUGGUCAGAUGAUCAUCUGGUACUGAGCUGCUCCAGAUGUUCGGAGGAGGUUCUGUUGUCCUGCUGCUCCGUAAAAACCCAGAGUGACCAAUCAGAGCGACAGGAGAGCGUCAGGAGGCGGAGCUUCGUUCUCCCUGAUGUUUUGCUUUCCGGUCAGAACCGGCUGUCCUCAGAACUGCAGACCAUGAGGACUGAAGGUCUGGAAACGUCCGGUGACCUUCUGACCUCUUGAUCCCAUCCAGGUUCAUCGGGAAUUGGUCCGUUUUGCAUCUGAACGCAUGAAUUAUAUCUGUAGAUUUUUUUUCAAUUUAAAUGUUAAAUAAAUCUAAAUAAUCCGAUAACGUAGAUGUUUUCAGAUAUGACAAAAUCAGCUUCAGUUCAGCAGAAACAUUUUAAUAACUUUCUGACAUGUUUAUUAAGAACAUGAAGAUUUUUGCUGUGAAAUGCUUUUAGAUUUUCACACCAGGGAUGAAUUGGAGGAAACGAUGUUUUAAAUCAGGAAUGAAAUUAUUCCUGAAUGAUCUUUUUGUUUAGACACAAACUUUAAAGUCACUAAAUGUUUUUAUUAUUUCUGAGCUGCAGAUGUUCAAUAAUUCGACUAUUAAAAGAAGAAUGAAAAUGUUGUAAAUAUUUUUAGGAAAUGACCUCAGUGAUGUUUCUAUCCAGAGGAUUCUACAUUUGUUCACACACCAGACUUUGACUGGACCUGCCCAGAACCAGAACUGGGAUCCGGUUCUGGUUCUGGUUUCAUGGUUUUCAGUUUAACUGUUUCAGAUUCUUAACUUUUAUUGUAACUGUCAUUUUUUUCUGGCUGAAUGUUUGAAAUCACUUCCUGUUUCUGCGUUUCUUUCUGAGUCAUAAAUUCCACCCAAAGUUUC
Messenger RNA from Poeciliopsis prolifica (blackstripe livebearer), 4425 nucleotides. Its product is annotated as zinc finger protein 37-like. The record is from RefSeq and is a predicted model, not a curated record. The transcript is spliced from 5 exons. Gene Ontology annotation, biological process: regulation of transcription by RNA polymerase II. Lineage: Eukaryota; Metazoa; Chordata; Actinopteri; Cyprinodontiformes; Poeciliidae. Gene Ontology annotation, molecular function: RNA polymerase II cis-regulatory region sequence-specific DNA binding; DNA-binding transcription factor activity. Bases 256 to 3168 code for a protein of 970 amino acids.